GUCAAACGCACGCGUGGUAGGUAGACACUGGUGGCUUGCUGAUCCUCAUAAAACGGCCAUAGUAUAGCCACUGUAAUGUCUCGAGGGGGAGGCGAGCCGCAAUUUAGCUACGAGGAUCACUUCACACCCGCGCGCACGCGGAAGAAACGCAAGAACAGGCAGCCAGCAGAUCUUCCCGACCCCACAGUCCUCCUAGAAAAGACGUCGGAAGAACUCGCUCGGACGAAUUGGUUGCGAGACACCCAGCAGGCACUGCGCGAAUCCCUCGAAGGGGCAUUCGCCCUCGAGUCGGACGUCGUCCCGGACGUCCUGUGCCUCGGGCUUGGGAGCCCUGCAUCGUCGCGUGAUGCCCGUGCUCAACUUGCAUUCCUCCUUGCAGCGUGCGACGAUCUGCGCAUACCACGCAAGAACGUGUACGUCUUCGACCCCGUAUUCACGGACCAGGAUCGCGAGCUUCUCGCGCAGCUCGGCUUGACUUCUCUCCCCGAGAACCGCGUGGCCCGGCACAGAGUACAAUCGCCCACGAUUGUCUUCAUGCCGCAUUGCGACCUUCACCUCUAUGACAAUCUCUUCCGCGAGAACUGGGGCAAGGAGCAGCUGCCCCGCAUACUCCUGAUCGCCAAUCGCCUAAGCGAGUAUGCUGCAAACAUCCCAUCAAGGAAGCUCAACGCGGAGUAUCCGUGCGUCGCACGUCUCGCACCCUAUCUGACCAGCCGGCCGCUGCAGCCGAGCGUCGCGUUCCCCACCGCCUUCAACAACACCGCGUUCCAGUUCGUGAGCGCCGGAAGCCUGGCGGAACGAAGCCUUGGCGACGGCGAGGACGCGCCCGACUGGUGGACGCUCCCCCCGAUGACGACGACAGCCACUGAGACCGUGGAGGCGUCAGAGGCCGUUCACAGCGUGGGUCCCGGUGACGAUAUCGCGACGCCCGGGGCCGGAUCCUAUUCUGAACCCAAGCAGCCGAGGGUUGGUAGUGCGGACGCCAGUCCGACGUCGGCCUCGCGAUCGGCGAUGCCCAUUACGGAGGCGCCAAGUGCGUCGUAGCCUUGCUCGACGGCAGUGAUGUGCCGGUCGACACCGGGUUGUCGUCGACUUUUGUCGACUUGUCAACUGAUGACGAAGGCUACAGGUGCACAAAAGCGCACGUCAACUUUCGCACAGGGCGGUCUACCUGUGCAGGCGCCCAGGCACUGUAUAUGAUUGGGCGACGCGCUAUCGCGAACGCGUUCAAUCGACAUAUUGGGAUUACUCUGUCGAUUUUGCUGCAACUCUUUGACUCCCGCCAUCGAUGGGCUCUAGCUUAUUCCCCCUUCAUGUAGUGCUCUGUAUACCUCGUAGCUAAUGAAUACGUCCU
Molecule: messenger RNA, 1354 nt
Organism: Dichomitus squalens LYAD-421 SS1
Lineage: Eukaryota; Fungi; Basidiomycota; Agaricomycetes; Polyporales; Polyporaceae
Product: SRR1-domain-containing protein
Exons: 7
Coding region: 76-1044 (322 amino acids)
Biological process (GO): microtubule-based process
Cellular component (GO): cytoplasm; nucleus
Source: RefSeq, a predicted model, not a curated record